CGUUGCUGAUUUGGCCGCAUAUACGCAGGUUUUAUGUUUACAUCUUUGCCUCUUGUGGAUGAUUAAUAACAGAGGCACCCAAUGUGUAAUAUGGAUAGGAUAGCAGUAGCUAACUUUAAAGUGCUGUAACUGGUGCCGUGUUUGUAUAAGAAUUUUAUAUCAGUGGAAACACUCUGUCUGCAUGAACGGUUAUGGCCGCAUUCGAGUACUUAUAAAUUACAUCACAGGACUGGUCACUGGAACGUUUCAUUGAUUUGCGUGUUGCGGCGAGUGACGUUUUGCAUUUCACCGCGAGCACAAUGGCUCAGGCAACUGCAAACAGUAUGUUUGUGGAUACGGAAACGCCCAAGAAAAUAGCCAUCAUUGGUGGAGGAUUGGUCGGAUCACUGAGCGCAUGUUUUCUUGCGAAAAGAGGCUAUCAAGUGGAUGUUUACGAGCGAAGAGAAGAUAUCCGUCGUGCGGAGAAAGUAGUUGGGAAAAGUAUCAAUCUGGCACUAAGCCAUCGUGGUCGAACUGCUUUGCGGGCCGUUGGAUUAGAGAAGCACAUUGUAGCGGAAGGUAUCCCAAUGCGGGCAAGAAUGAUUCACAGUUUGGACGAAACGACACAUCCCGUGCCCUACGGCACUAGAGAAGAUCAUUUUAUCAUAUCAAUCGAUCGACGACGACUGAACGAAGUUAUGCUGACCUUGGCGGAAUCACAACCAAACGUGACCCUACACUUUGGACACAAACUAGUCAGAUGCAAUCUGCACACCGGACGGAUGCUUUUUCAGUUGUCUGAUAAUAUUAAUGAGAGGGUGGAAAAAUUUGCCGAUUCAAUAAUUGGCUGCGAUGGCGCCCAUUCUGCUGUCCGGGAUGCCAUGUUAAAGCAAGCGGGAUUCCAGUAUCAGCAAGAGUAUAUUGAGCAUGGGUACAUUGAGCUUGUGACCCCACCAACAAAAAAUGGAGAAUAUGCUAUGCCACCGAAUUAUUUGCACAUUUGGCCACGAAUGACAUUCAUGCUGAUUGCUUUACCCAACUUGGACAAAAGCUUUACGACGACUCUUUUUAUGCCGUUUGAUAAGUUUUCGCAGCUCAGAUCACCGGAAACUGUUGUAGAUUUUUUCCGCACUACAUUUCCGGAUGCACUGAAUCUUAUUGGAGAGGAAAGUCUCGUAAAAGACUUCCUAGGAACAAAACCAUCUUCUUUAAUAAGCGUAAAGUGCAAGCCUUAUCAUUUUGGUAAGGCCAUAAUUAUUGGAGACGCGGCACAUGCAAUGGUUCCAUUUUAUGGUCAAGGAAUGAAUGCGGGUUUUCUGGACUGUUUAAGACUGGACGAACUUCUGGAAGAAUACAAUGGGAACUUUGAAAGGGUGUAUCCAGAAUUUACCCGAAGAAUGCAGAUCAAUUCACAUGCAAUCAUUGAUUUGGCCAUGUAUAACUAUAUCGAGAUGCGGUAUUUGGUAAAUACCAGAAGCUUUUUAAUAAGGAAGAAAGUCGAUAACUUUCUUUACCGCUUGUUUCCGAACACGUGGAUUCCGUUGUAUACAAUGGUGACCUUUUCUCUACUUCCAUACAGCGAGUGCAUGAAGCGGAAGAAAUGGCAAGAUACGGUUCUUCGACGAGGAGUGCGAAUUGGGAUUGCGAUGGUCGUUCUCCUUGCUUAUUACCGGUUUGGCCCGCGCCCACCUGUCCGCAUGUAUAUUAAUGCAUUCAAAUCUGCUGUAAAAGACUGGUUUUAUGAACUGCGUGUUCGUCGCUUUGAGUUAAACAGGAAUGAAUUGAUCGGUAUGCCUUAAAUCUUUGAAUGUACUAUCGUGAUUGUGAGAUGAAUUGGUUGAGAAAUUUAGCGAUGGUUUUCUGGGUUCUUCUUCUGCUAUAUUUUUCGCGUAUCGUAAACCUUGUGGACGCGGCGUUUGGCGUUUGGUAUGUAAAAUUGUAUAUCCUAUUCGUUCAGAGUUCAGACAUGGUAUUGUAAUGCGGAUGGGCAUUUCAUUGGUGCUAAUGCAAGCGGAAACAUCUGACUGGGUAUAAAGUCAAUCAUUUUGUGUAUUUUGUGUAU
Messenger RNA from Paramacrobiotus metropolitanus, 2041 nucleotides. Its product is annotated as kynurenine 3-monooxygenase-like. Gene Ontology annotation, biological process: NAD+ metabolic process; quinolinate biosynthetic process; L-tryptophan catabolic process. The record is from RefSeq and is a predicted model, not a curated record. NCBI's taxonomy places the organism in Eukaryota, Metazoa, Tardigrada, Eutardigrada, Parachela, Macrobiotidae. Gene Ontology annotation, cellular component: mitochondrial outer membrane. Gene Ontology annotation, molecular function: FAD binding; kynurenine 3-monooxygenase activity; NAD(P)H oxidase H2O2-forming activity. The transcript has 13 exons. Bases 300 to 1778 code for a protein of 492 amino acids.